Messenger RNA from Triticum aestivum (bread wheat), 417 nucleotides. RefSeq names its product NEDD8-like. Gene Ontology annotation, molecular function: protein binding. The transcript is spliced from 2 exons. The record is from RefSeq and is a predicted model, not a curated record. The coding region runs from base 1 to 417 and encodes 138 amino acids. NCBI's taxonomy places the organism in Eukaryota, Viridiplantae, Streptophyta, Magnoliopsida, Poales, Poaceae.
AUGCAGAUCUUCGUGAAGACCCUAACGGGUAAAACCAUCACGCUGGAGGUGGAGGGCAGUGACAUCAUGGACAGCGUCAAGGGCAAGGAGUCGACGCAGCACCUGGUGCUCCGCCUCCGCAACGGCACCACCAUCAAGGUCAAGAUGCCCACCGCCAAGGAGAUCGACAUCGACAUCGAGCCCACCGACACGACCGACAGGAUCAAGGAGCGUGUUGAGGAGAAGGAGGGCAUCCCGCCCGUCCAGCAGAGGCUCACCUUUGAUGGCAAGCAGAUGGCCGGCGACAAGACGGCGCAAGAGUACAAGGGCAAGGGCGGCUACGUGCUCCACCUCAUGCUCUCCCUCAGGGGGCGGUGCCUGCUAGAAUUUGGGUCUUACAGUCGCUCGCUUUUUCAUGAGGGUGUAGCUUUGGUUUGA